AACGCAUCCGUUUCACUUCGCCAAAACCAAAAUGCUCCGUUACGUCUCCUCUCCCUCAUGAUGCGACCAUCACAUUCGUCCCCCCCGGACCCUCCGAUCCUCAUUUCAGAAAAUCAGCUUGAAUGAGGACAAUACCAUUAACUGUUUCUGCUGCUGAUUGAAAUUACCAUGGAAGAGUCAUCUGAAGGAAUGGAUAUAGAGACUGUAAAGAGGGAGCAAGAAAAAGAACGACGUCGUGUGCGGGACAGACAGAGAAGACAAUCUAUGAGCGUUGAAGAGAGAGAGCAGCAUCUUGCUAGACGUCGUAGAAAUUAUCAACUGCGAAGACAGAGAGCUGGACAUGUUCGAUUAAAUUCUCAGCAUGGACAAACAUUGAGUACUGUCAGUAGACGAGAAGAGGGCACCAUAAAUGAGCAUCAAGGAGAAAUUUCUGCUUCAGAAUAUUGUGUCCAGUCUGAUGGUACUGCUUGUGUUGGAUUUGUUCAAGGAGGAGAUAAACUAGACUCAGUGUGCACAAAGGUUGAUGGCUUGGAAGCUGGAGCUCAGGUGUUGGUUAAUAUUCCUGGAAAAUUGCGUUUAAAUCAUAUAAAACGCCUUGCACGUUCCUUAAAUGAUCCAAUUGGCAAGCUUAGUGUCAACAACAAAAUUGGAGCGGCUCUGCUAGCAAUGGAAAAUGCAACUACUAACGAUACUUCCCCAAAGAGAUUACGAUUAAGCCAGGUCAAAAGCCUUGCACGGGCAUUGACUUCUUCAAGAGAGAGUACCCAACAAAAUCUCCACAAUGAAACAGAAGGGGAACAGAGUUCGCCACAGCAGGGAAUUCAGCAGAUGGGUAGUGAUGUGCCAAAUAUUUCACCAUCUAACAAGAAGAUUGAUGGAUAAGCAUAUCCUCUGGGCUAUUGAAAAGGGGUAACUUACUAGUAGGUCACAUGUAUCCUAGCUUCUUCAGCCAAAUAGCGGUGGACAAAACAGCUGAAAGCACAGAAAGGGAAAGAACAUUCUUUUGUUGUGGUUUGAACGGCAAAUGUUCAGACUCACACAGCCAUAUAUAUUUCUUUCGGUAAAUUGUCAUACAAAAUGAUUUUAACAAGCAGUGGAAUAAACCUGGAUCCUGCUAGUAUGCUGCCUCCGGUGAUUUGAGGAUCGAUCGAGCGUACCCUUUGGUCGUUGUAGUGUCCUUUUGUUUCAAGAAUUAUCAAUUGUUGAUUCUGGUUUGUUGUUUUUUGGACAAGUCAUGAGAAACUUGUUGCCGCUUCUUCAUUCUGUUGCAUGCAUCAUCAUCCACAUGGAAAGGCUUCUCAGGCUUUCGCCUUUUUGUUGUCCACUUUUUACUGCAGAAAACGACGCCGUUUUUAAGGAUUGACAUCUCUCGUUUGAUAUAUAUAUAUAUA
Molecule: messenger RNA, 1391 nt
Organism: Malania oleifera
Lineage: Eukaryota; Viridiplantae; Streptophyta; Magnoliopsida; Santalales; Ximeniaceae
Exons: 7
Coding region: 169-882 (237 amino acids)
Source: RefSeq, a predicted model, not a curated record